AAGAGUACUGUAUUUGGAAUCACAGCGACACCUCAUGUUAUCAAUUUUUUUAUCGAACGUUAAUUGUUGUUAUCAUAUUUAUAAUAAUUACUGCGUGUCGAGUCUGCGGACUGGUCGUGAUUUAAAUUAAUUUAGUUCUAGCCGGGUGUGUAAAGAAUUUUAAAUAUGUGGCAUUGAACGUAGCGAUCAUAGCUGCAGUUUAUUAUUUAUGAUUGUAUGCAAAUUAAAAAAAUUAAUUUAGAAAGAAGAGAGUGUUCUCUUAAAUUCAUAGUAAAUUUGACGCCAUGCUACCGAGCAGUAUGAAGAGCUACAUCAUCAGAUGGCUCGAGGAUCACAGAGCGCUGGUGGUGUGCGCGUUCUGCCUCCCCGCCAGUUUCCUGUUCACGUUACUGUUGAGACUGAGAGCCUUCGCCCGCAGGCUGACCAGCGACCCUCAGAGACAUGACAGCGCCGUCCGGCGUAUACAGUCUCAGGUCUUAGAAUGGAACAAACUCCCGUCGAAAAACAAACGGCUGCUGUGUACGUCCCGGCCGAACUGGCUGUCCCUCUCGAUAACCUUCUUCCAGAAACACCUGCACCAUCAAGUCCCCAUCCCUCUGUAUGAUAUCCUGGAACUAGACGAGGAGGCCGGGACUGUGAGGGUGGAGCCCAUGGUCACCAUCGGAGACAUUACCCGAUAUCUCAUACCCAAAGGAUAUUCAUUGGCCGUCACUAUUGAACUGGACGACGCGACCUUGGGUGGUCUUGCCCUCGGGACUGGGAUGUCCACACACUCCCAUAAGGCCGGCCUCUAUCACGAGACUAUAACCAGCUACGAGGUGGUGUUAGGAGACGGCUCGCUCGUCACCGCCACGGCCACCAACGAGUAUUCUGACCUCUACAAAGCCCUGCCCUGGUCGCACGGAAGUCUUGGCUUCCUUGUGGCGCUGACGCUGAAGAUCGUCAAAGUGAAGCCCUACAUCAGAAUCAAGUACACGCCCGUACGAGGACAGAAAAAUUACUGCGACUUGAUAAGAAAGUUAUCCGGAACCCAUGAAGCCGAACCCACAAGGCACCCGGAUUAUAUAGAGGGGACGAUAUUCAGCAAGGACGAAGCGGUCGUCAUGACGGGGGAGUACGCCGACUAUGACGGGAGACUCGCAGUCAAUCACUGCUCCAGUUGGUAUAAGCCGUGGUUUUACAAACAUGUCGAGUCUUUCCUCGAAGAAGGCGAAAAAGAAGAAUUGAUCCCUUUGAGAGACUACCUGCUGCGCCACAACAGACCUAUCUUCUGGGUCGUGGAAGAUAUGAUUCCGUUCGGCAACAAUGCGCUAUUCAGGCUCUUCUUCGGGUGGCUCUUACCGCCGAAACCGGCCUUCCUCAAAUUCACGACGACACCAGGCGUUAGAGCUUAUACGUUUACGAGACAGGUGUUCCAAGACAUCGUCCUACCCAUUCAAGAGCUGGAAAAGCAAAUCGAGCUCGCCAGCCAGCUGUUCGAGAAAUUUCCUCUGCUGGUGUACCCUUGCAGAAUAAUAGACCACGGGCCGCUGUCGGGGCAACUGCGGAGACCGCACGCUAAAUAUCUAGUUCCCGGGACUAACUACGCCAUGUACAACGACCUGGGAGUGUACGGCGUUCCCGGGAAAGUGAAGCACAAGAAACCUUACAACGCCGUGGCCGCCAUGAGAGAGAUGGAGCGGUUCACGCGCGACGUCGGAGGAUACUCCUUCCUGUAUGCAGACAUAUUCAUGGACAGAGAAGAGUUCGGCCAGAUGUUCGAUCUGAGCCUGUACGACGCGGUGCGGACCAAAUACAUGGCCCAGGGAGCCUUCCCGCACCUCUACGAUAAAGUCAAGCCCGAAAUCGACGUGUUCUCUAUCGGCGAACGAAAUGUUAUACGCGGUCAAUAAAUAUAUUAGCAGGACA
Molecule: messenger RNA, 1908 nt
Organism: Danaus plexippus (monarch butterfly)
Lineage: Eukaryota; Metazoa; Arthropoda; Insecta; Lepidoptera; Nymphalidae
Product: delta(24)-sterol reductase-like
Exons: 4
Coding region: 285-1892 (535 amino acids)
Biological process (GO): steroid metabolic process
Cellular component (GO): membrane; cytoplasm
Molecular function (GO): FAD binding; Delta24(24-1) sterol reductase activity
Source: RefSeq, a predicted model, not a curated record